UUGUGGUAUUAUUUAAAGGUCGGAACGCGGUCACACUGCUUUGCUCCUCAUAAAAUUGACAAAUUAAAAUUCAUAAUUUCUCGAUGAAAAUGAACUUAAAAAUGGAAUUGGUGCUAUUGGCCUUGUUUAGUGCUGUGGCUGGCAGCUGGGCAUUCUUGGAACAUGACAGUUGGAUUACGGUGGAGCUGAAGCACUCGCUUGCUUCCGAUGGCUUCUCCUUCCGUGGAAAUGUGACUAUUCCAAGCCUAAACUCUGGAUUGGCAAAUGUGGCCCAGCCGGCUUUAACCGAGGUUGAGCUGGACAUUCUUAAGACCCUCGCCAGGCAAAAUGAAUUCUACCGUCUGAAGGCCACGGUAGUGUACUCAAACGGUGCCAAGGCGCAGUUCCUUACAUCCAACAAGGCGUGUAGGUUGCUGCAAGCACAAUUGAACGACGUGCUUUGGAUCUCGCUCGAUCCCUCUGGAUUCGUCACCGGGAUAACUGUCUCAGAGGACGCAGCCCCAGGCAACGCUGAGUGCACCCAGGAGGAUUUAGACAAGCUAGCGGAAUCGCAGUUCAGCACAGACGUCCUGAUCCGCCACGCGGAGUUGGCUCCAGUGCCAGAUACGGCGGGCUUUAUUCAGAAAGUUGAGCGCGAGCGAGAGGCUAGAGAGCGAGGAGAAGUUCGCGACAACCGAGGAUUCUUUGCCAAAUAUUGGAUGUACAUCGUUCCGGUGGUGCUGUUGGUCCUGGUUUCGGGAGCCACAAACCAGGACGGUGCAAAAUAGCCAUGCCAAUGAGUACAUGUAUCCUUUUGUUUUUUCCUAAUAUUUAAUUUCCUAAAUUAAAUUCCUAGGCAAUUCUUCAUUCAUAAUGUCAUAACAAUAAUAUAAAGAGAACAAUACAAAA
Molecule: messenger RNA, 888 nt
Organism: Drosophila kikkawai
Lineage: Eukaryota; Metazoa; Arthropoda; Insecta; Diptera; Drosophilidae
Gene: EMC10
Product: ER membrane protein complex subunit 10
Cellular component (GO): EMC complex
Source: RefSeq, a predicted model, not a curated record